CGGAAGCGGAUGGGAUGAUGGCGGCCGUGCAGCGGGGCUCAAGUAAAUGGCUCUUCACCCAAGAACAGCUCGAAAACACCCCGUCCCGCCGCUGCGGUGUCGAGCCCGACCGGGAGCUCUCAUACCGACAACAAGCCGCCAACCUCAUCCAGGACAUGGGACAGAGAUUAAACGUAUCCCAGCUCACAAUUAACACCGCAAUUGUCUACAUGCACAGAUUUUAUAUUCUUAAUUCCUUUACAAAAUUCCAUAGAAAUGUAAUCACACCCACCACACUGUUUUUGGCUGCUAAAGUGGAGGAGCAGCCCAGAAAACUGGAACACGUCAUUAAAGUAGCACAUGCUUGCUUGAACCCUCAUGAUCCUCCACUGGAUACUAAGAGCAAUGCGUAUCUCCAGCAAGCCCAAGAGCUGGUGCUGUUGGAGACCAUAGUGUUGCAGACACUCGGGUUUGAGAUUACAAUAGAGCAUCCACACACAGAUGUGGUGAGAUGUUCCCAGCUAGUGCGAGCGAGCAAGGACUUGGCCCAGACCUCCUAUUUCAUGGCUACCAACAGUCUACACCUGACCACCUUCUGCUUGCAGCACAAACCCACAGUGGUGGCGUGUGUUUGUAUUCACCUGGCCUGCAAGUGGUCCAACUGGGAGAUCCCAGUCUCUUCAGAUGGUAAACACUGGUGGGAAUAUGUGGACCGGACUGUGACACUGCAACUUCUUGAUGACCUGACGCAUGAGUUUCUACAGAUCUUGGAGAAAACCCCAAGUAGAUUAAAAAGAAUCCGAAACUGGCGGGCGACGCAAGCUGCCAAGAAACCAAAACUCGACAACCAAUCAAUGGAUAGUCCCUUCCAGGCACCUUCUCUAAACCUUGACACCUCAUUGAUGUCGAGCAUGUGUGACAUCCGAGGGGGCUUGUAUUCUGAACCUUCCACCUCUUUCCCAUUGGAUGGGGUUUCGUUGGCUCUCAACGGCCUGUCGAACUUGCAGGAUUCUUCCUUCUGCUUUCCAGCACCAGUUGCCCUGAGCGCCGAUGCUUUCUUAGCGCUCCAGGGGGCGCCAGUUAGCAAACAUGGACAUAGCUCGGCAUCUCUCGCCCCUGAGAAACUUACUCUAGAGAAAUACCGCGAAAAACAGGUGGCUGAUUUGGAGCAAAGACGCAGACACGAAGACGACGAGAGUGACCAUCGCAAACAUGGGCAUUUAACGUCCGAACAAUCUACUUCAGUCAGGGUGAAGUGUUCGCAAGUACAGGAGCGACCAUUGAAAAGCGGGUCGCUCAAACGACGGCACCCGUCAUCGUUGGAAAAUGGUUCCGCCAGUCAGGAAGAACUGAAGAUGAAGAUCAAGGUUUCAUCGGAAAGUAGCGGAAGCAGCAGCAGCAGUAAAAGCCGACACAGUCCGCGCUCCAGCCACGAGAAACAUCGUGAACAUUCAUCGCACAAAGUGCAGAGAAACGACUCGUCGCAUACGCGCACACACUCUCACACACACAGUGGCCACCAUCACCACCACCAUCACCAUUCAUCGUCCAAAACUCACAGAUCUUCCAAGAGCCACUCCUCCUCUGCCUCCAUAUCUGUCAGCCAACCGCUAGGCCACGGCCAUUUGGCGAAGAUUGACAGGAGGCUGGGGGAGGGGCAGAGUUCUGAACCCAAUGCUGCUUUAAUUAAUAACGGUCCACACAUGGAUUACGAAGACACUUUUAAUAUGCUUGAUUCUCUAUUAAAUGCACACAAUUUCUAGAUUAGUGAAGAAAUCGAACGAUUUUGCGCGAAACCUCAAAAAAUGUGCGAUUGUCUCUCUUGAGCUAACUUUAUGCAAGAAUCAGUCGUCCGUUACAUGUCAUAGUCACUUUUUGAUUUUAUAAUGUUUUAUCGCUGAAUUUAAAAUGAAAAAAAGAGAGGAAAAAAAAAAAUGAAGGUUGUGUUUAACGUACUACAAAUGUGUAUUUACGAGCUUUCUAAGAAAUGUGAACGGAUUGCGAAAUGCCUCUGGUCAUUUUUUGUUUUAGGUGGUUAAACACGAUGUGAAGCGAAUAUGUAUAUGUUCUUUAUGCCUGGUUCAUGUUUUUAUUUCGUUAAUCAAAGGGAUGAAAAUAGAAAGGUGUGACUGUUUACAAAAGGAAGGUGCAGAUAUCUGUUCACUGUUAUUUGUAUCGAUAUAUCUAUGUCUAAAUAUUUCACAAAUGCUCAGGUUUGGACGUUUCUAAGGUGAAAAACAACCCAAGUUGAAUUGUAACAGUUGAAAUGUUGAUUUCGAGGAUUCUAGCGGAAAUGACAUGUUUUUUCCGAAUCGCAAAUACCUGACCACAUAUUCCACUAUAUCUCUGUGUAUUUUACAUUUACAUACUGUAACGUUAUCUUUCUUUUUUUUGGUUGUUUUGUUAAAACGGUGAACUGAAUUGCAUAGUAACUGUUUGUCUUCAGAUUUGAAAACUUUACUGACGUAAUUCCACUUCGCUUUAUCGACCCUUUAAGGUAGUGGUAUUGUGGUAAUCAAAACGUUUCACCCGUUUCUGAAAUCGAGAGGAGAGCAUUGUGGGUAUUUUCUGUUUUUCAAAUUGUGUACCAGGUUUGAAUGGAUAAGAUCACGUCCCAGAAUUCUCGCCUGAUCUGUUCUGUUCAUUGUGGUGUAUUUUUGAGCCUUAACUGACCGAUUUAAUCAAACAAAUAUUUUUUUUUUGUGUCCCAUUUCAUCUAAUCUGUAUUAGGGACUUGCUCAGAAUUCAAGAUAUUCUGUUCUUGUCUCCUCUCCUAAUUAGCUGCUGAUUCUGAUUGGUUAGAUAGGGGGCUGCCAAAUCACAUGAACCCGCAGUCAAUUUCCUUUCCCUGUUUUUAUUGGUUUGAAUAGAGAUAAAGAGGAGAAACUCUGGGAACUCACUCUGUAUGUGGCCUGGAUUUAUAUUUCCGUUUAAAGAGUGUUUUGUCAUGCUGUUUUAACCUCCAUUCACCAAAGGUUGUGCCUCAGUGUUUGCCCACCAGUGGAACUGUAUGAAACUUAUUGGUGUCUGUAAUUUUUUACAUUUGAUUUGAAUUGGAAUGCUACAAUUCUUGAUAAUAGUGUUAGAUCGAAGUCUGUAUGGAUGAUGUUGGAUUGUCUAAUAAACAUCCAAUAAAAUUGCUUA
Messenger RNA from Xyrauchen texanus (razorback sucker), 3123 nucleotides. RefSeq names its product cyclin-T2-like. The record is from RefSeq and is a predicted model, not a curated record. Gene Ontology annotation, biological process: positive regulation of DNA-templated transcription, elongation; regulation of transcription by RNA polymerase II. Bases 15 to 1742 code for a protein of 575 amino acids. Gene Ontology annotation, molecular function: cyclin-dependent protein serine/threonine kinase activator activity. Lineage: Eukaryota; Metazoa; Chordata; Actinopteri; Cypriniformes; Catostomidae. The transcript is spliced from 9 exons. Gene Ontology annotation, cellular component: nucleus; cyclin/CDK positive transcription elongation factor complex.